ACGCUACCAACGUUCGUCGGCUCAAUAGGAUACGGGGAUUCCUGUAGUGAGGUCAAAUCUUGAUAGAAUUUUAGAGUUUAGUCCCGCUGCGUGUGUCGUAUUGUAAACACCAUACUGCUGUGGCUCCUCACAGCGCGCUUCGAAGUGAGUUGUUUCAAGAGUUUUAACGGAGGACUACUGCCGUCGCUCCUGCAGCAGGAUUCUGCGGCGCUAGUGGUGAUCACACAGCGUGAAGGAGGCAAUUCCUCAGGUUUCGUGAAGGAUUUUCAGGUGUCGCGUGCGGUCGCGAGUCGUACGUCUGUGUCCGGUCGUGAUAAUGAGAAUCGGUGGGUUUUAAGGUGAAAUGUAUCAGUGACAGUGGAAGGAGUCGAAGAACAUAAUCGGGGCCAACACAGCGCAUGAAAAUAGUAUAGUACUUAUAAAGUGACGACAACAGUGAGAAAAUUACGUGUUAACGUAAUAGUGACAAGUUACUAUUAGAGAAGAAGUGUGGUGUAAGAAAUUCGGGUUUCGAGAUGAUGAUGAAUGCAUUUAUGGACUCCAGUUCAACGGCACAUCACACUCAUUUGGCAACGUUCGGGAUUAAGAUGUCUCCAGAUCAUCUGGAGCACAGUGACAUUGAAUCCACUAGUACCGGGAGCAUGCUGCCACCAUCCACUGGAAGUUCCAACGCGCAAAGUGACAUGCUGUCAUCACAGUCCUUCUAUCAAUCAUCAGCCAACGCGAGCAGUGCGUAUAACUCGCAUCAUUUAUCACCGCCUUCGCAUAUGAGUCACAUGGCUUCUUAUCACUCGAGGGAUUUCCUCGCGCUGAAGCGUGACAAUGAUUACUUUAGUUCCUCGGCCAGCGCCUCUGCCGACCCAACCUCUUUAUUCCACCAUCCUGCCGUUCAUGACAACUUGAAUCACCACUCAAGUACAUUGAGUAAUCAUCACUUUCAUCAGCACUCGAUGCGAAUGGGUCUUUCGGCUGAUUAUGCGCAUCCUUACCAUCAAAGUAACUACCCGACGGUUCAUCACCAGCAUCUAGCCAAUCUUCCCGUAAAUCCGGGAACAUCAGGCGCAUUCUUCCGAUACAUGCGUCAUCCACCUUCGAUCAAGCAAGAGAUGCAAUGCCUGUGGGUGGAACCAGAUCAUCCACCGCACCAUCUAGGAUUAGGGCUGACUGCACUCAGCGCCGCAGCCGUAGUGGCCGCAUCCGACGGCAGCCGGAAGACUUGCAACCGAGUGUUUCAAUCGAUGCAUGAUAUCGUUUCGCAUCUUACGGUAGAUCACGUCGGUGGACCGGAGUGUACGACCCACGCCUGCUUUUGGCUCGGGUGCACCCGCAACGGACGGCCUUUCAAGGCCAAGUACAAGCUGGUCAACCACAUCCGAGUGCACACCGGAGAGAAACCGUUCCCGUGCCCGUUUCCUGCCUGCGGCAAAGUGUUUGCCCGAUCGGAGAAUCUCAAGAUUCACAAGCGCACUCACACCGGUGAAAAGCCGUUCAAAUGCGAGCACGAAGGCUGCGAUAGACGAUUUGCUAAUUCAUCAGAUAGGAAGAAACAUUCACACGUUCAUACAUCUGAUAAGCCGUAUAACUGUCGUGUUAAUGGUUGUGAUAAAUCUUACACUCAUCCAUCAUCGCUGAGGAAACACAUGAAGGUCCACGGAAGUUUAGGAGAGAAGUCUCCUUCGCACAACUACGACAGUGACGGCGAGGAAUCGAGCUCGGAUAGCAUCAUAACAGGAGGAACGCAGACCCCGCCGUCGAUCAGCCGGUUGCACGACAGCCAUAGCUCAAGCAAGCUGGGCAGUGAAUCGAUCAAUAACAAUAACAAUAGCAGCAACAAUAAUAACAACACGAAAUCACCAUCGACCAAUCAUCUGCUGUCACCGGUCGGAGGCGCCUCAACGACAUCCUCCUCAACAACUAAUAGUGCCCUCUCGCAUCUAAGCCAAAACCAACAUCACAACCUGCAUCAUCAUUCGCAUCACCAGCACUCCCACCACCAUCACCUCCAGAACCAUCCGAGUAGUCUGGGACCCCCUCAGCUGCAGCUCACUCCAGCCUCCUCCGUAUCUCCACAAGCCACGGCCACCGCCUCAUCGAUGCUCGUUGGUCAUCACAACCACCCGCUCCUCUAUCACCAUCCGCAGCACCACCCCAACGAUUGGUACUCGCCAACGCCACCUUCCGGCCCGGACUCUAUGAAUCCGUUGAACCACUUCAGUCACCACCAUCACCAUCUGGUGCAUCACGGUCCAACUACGGCCUAUUGAGAGCAACUGUUGUUCGAUGAGCUCUGUUUCAACUACUGAAACCAUGGCGGCGCCACUAGGCUCCCCGUUCUAUCCGCCAUUUUGCUUUAAUCAUGACAGUUCACAAGCCCAAAAAACCCCCGCAGAAGCUCAUUCAUCAAAUUUACUAACUUAAAACAAGGAUACGUAACUUUAAUAAGCAAAACCAAAAACCAAAUGUAGCUGUUAGAGAACCAAUAACUCAAUCAUCCACAUUUUUUAAGCAGACGAAUAAUCGGCGAACGUAAAGAGUUAAGUCACACGUUGAAGAUAGUCGUCAAUAUAGAUAGAAAUAUCUACCAUUUUGUGCCUGCUUGAACUCUCCCGCUCCCUUACACACAAACUCACCCAAUUACAACUAGAUCUGAUCAAAGCCAAAAUUUCGAGUGCGUGAAACAGAGAAGCAUCCCGUUUUCAUUUUUUCUAGGCAACAAUUAAUAUAUUGUAAGCGAUAGUGUGAAUAGCUCCCUGACAAAGAGAAAUCUAUUUCAAUGAUUAAAAAAAAUCUGUGUGAUACGGACCUUUCCAAGCAGGUCUCAAUGUUCCCCUCGGGUAUUUUCCUUCUCCUAAAACUAAACAAAAAUUGUAAAUAGACUAGCGAAAUUGCAUAAACACUGUACAGCUAAAACAAAAAGAGAGAUGAAGUUGUGUAAUUUUGACCAAGGCAUGCAAGUUGACAGGUUUCCUUCGUCGUCGUUUCCCGCGUUCGGUGGCAGUGACAGGCGAAGCAAAUGUUACUCGGUGUAGAUAUAGUUGUGAAACUCGAUCAAGGGCAAACACGCUUGGUGCAGAAAGAAAUUUUAUGAUUUUAUCGUAUAUAAUAAUGUAUUUAUUUUUCUCAUACGAUUGGUUUGGUACUUAGAAUUGAACCGAGGAUGGUAGGUCCUAGUGAUCGAAAGUAGGGCUGUAUAGAAUAUGUUAGAUUUGUGAAAUUUUAGGUUACGGAGUGGCAAAACAUGAUGGAUCAUUUUUGGUUCAACGAAUGACGUAUAUUAUAGCAUAGCAAUUCAUUUAUUAUCGGUAAUAUAAAUAUUUUAAACAAUGUAUGAAA
Messenger RNA from Armigeres subalbatus, 3333 nucleotides. It is a transcript of the gene opa, whose product is annotated as pair-rule protein odd-paired. Gene Ontology annotation, cellular component: nucleus. The record is from RefSeq and is a predicted model, not a curated record. Gene Ontology annotation, molecular function: RNA polymerase II cis-regulatory region sequence-specific DNA binding; DNA-binding transcription factor activity, RNA polymerase II-specific. The transcript is spliced from 3 exons. The coding region runs from base 516 to 2264 and encodes 582 amino acids. Gene Ontology annotation, biological process: regulation of transcription by RNA polymerase II. NCBI's taxonomy places the organism in Eukaryota, Metazoa, Arthropoda, Insecta, Diptera, Culicidae.